This is a messenger RNA of Oppiella nova, 1476 nucleotides long. NCBI's taxonomy places the organism in Eukaryota, Metazoa, Arthropoda, Arachnida, Sarcoptiformes, Oppiidae. The record is from the annotation of a GenBank genome assembly.
AACUAUCCGUUGGACGGCACCGACCCCUCGGCGGUCAUACCGGUGGCCACCACACGCUUGGAGACCAUUGUGGGCGAUGUGGCGAUCGCUGUGCACCCGGAGGACAGUCGGUAUCAGCACGUCGUGGGCCGACACGCCGUACACCCCUUUACGGGUCGUCGUAUGCCUAUAGUCGCCGAUCGCUCCGUACGUCCCGAGUUGGGUACCGGAGCCGUGAAGAUAACGCCCGCGCACUCGGUGUUUGACUACGCACUCGCCGAACGCCAUUCCCUACCGGCGCUCGACGUGUUUGACUCGGAGGGACGCCUACACUGUCCGGACGCUCCGGAGUUCACGGGUUUGCAUCGCUUUGAGGCCAAGGAUGUCGUGCGCCGGGCGUUGGAGUCGAGGGGACUGUAUGUCUCAUGUGAACCGCACCGGCAGUCCAUACCUGUGUGCCAUAGGAGUGGAGAUCUCAUAGAGAGCCGACUACUGAGCCAAUGGUUCCUGAAGUGCGAUAAACAGCGAGUUUUGGCUCAGUUUGUGGUGAACAGGGAUGAGAUGUCGGCGCCCGACGAGCGCCAGUGGCGAGAGUUGAGCGAAACGGUAGCCCCGGAAGACAGACACCUGAGUAUAGUUCCGCCGAACUAUAGGAAUGUGUGGAAAGACUGGUUCUCGCGAUGGGAGGACUGGUGUAUAUCGCGACAGAUCUAUUGGGGACAUCGGAUACCGGCCUAUAAUGUGAUCAUUGAUGGCAUGCCUACCGACGACUGGAUCGCCGCUAAAAGCGAUACGGAAGCGCUGGCUAUUGCCCGAAAUAACUACCCGUCCCGUGAGGUGAUGGUGCGUCAGGACCCGGACGUGUUGGACACGUGGUUCUCGUCAGCGCUGUUACCGCUGACUGUCAACGGAUGGCCGGAACGGGAUCUCCGCGACACUACUGACCCGUACUUCCCGUUGAGUCUCAUGGAAACGGGUCACGACAUUAUAUUCUUCUGGGUGUCCCGUAUGGUAGUCCUGUCGCUGGCGCUGACCGAUAGGCUACCGUUCCGUCGCGUACUACUGCACGGAAUGGUAUGCGACGGGAACGGCAAGAAAAUGUCCAAAACGAGGGGCAAUGCCAUCGAUCCGCUCGAUAUGAUUGACGGCAUAUCGCUGGCCGACCUGAAAGCCAAGACCCGGCGGCACCUGGAGUCCGGACUCCUGUCCAAUAAGGAACUGGACGUAGCGCUGCGCCAAUUGAGUGGGAAAUUCCCUAAAGGUGUGGUGAGCUGUGGGGCCGACGCGCUCCGGUAUUCGCUGUUGGAACUGGAGUUUAAGGCCGAAAACGUGGCGUUUGACGGGUACCGGGUAUUCAAGAAUCGCAACUUUUGCAACAAAAUGUAUCAAACGGUGCGAUAUUUGGCGCAACACGUGGACAGUGGGUUCACAGUGGACAGGGAUGUCUUAGCCGUGAGUGUCAUCGACUCCCACUAUGAGGUGCCACACCUAAUAUGA